Molecule: messenger RNA, 867 nt
Organism: Plasmodium vivax (malaria parasite P. vivax)
Lineage: Eukaryota; Apicomplexa; Aconoidasida; Haemosporida; Plasmodiidae
Product: GTP-binding protein, putative
Exons: 6
Coding region: 1-867 (288 amino acids)
Molecular function (GO): GTP binding
Source: RefSeq, a predicted model, not a curated record
AUGGACACCGACGUUGUUAAAAUGAUAAGGAAGGCCGCGCUGUCCCUCUUCAAGGAAGAAGCACCUGCAGGAACGCCGUACUUGGCGAAGCCAUUCCUUAAUAUCAACUUUUUAAACGAAGAAGAGCUCCCCUUUUGGCUGACCGAUGAGAAACAUAUUAAAAAGUGCAACUCGAUUUUCAACUCGAAAAUUGUUGCCUACCCGGUUUACGUGGCCCAAACGAUUCAUAAGUAUCGGCCGUCCGCCGUCCCGCAGGUAGCCAUAUUCGGACGGUCCAACGUCGGCAAAUCGAGUUUAAUCAACGCCCUGCUGAACAACCGGGAAGUCGCGCAGGCCUCAAAGACGCCGGGGCGCACCCGGCAUUUGUUCAUCUUCAACCUGCUGAAUCACCUCUCCAUCGUGGACCUGCCUGGCUACGGCUUUGCCAAGGUGGCCAAGCACAUGCGUGAUGACUGGUCCGUCCUUAUCGAGGAGUAUCUAAACAGAGCCGUCAACCUGAAGCGCGCUCUGUGCUUGAUCGAGUGUACUGAGUUUUUCACGCCGCACGAUUUUGUCCUCCUCGACAUGCUAAUAACAAAGGGGGUGCCCUUUCAGAUUGUAGUUACCAAGGUGGAUCGGCUUCGGGCGCACGAGCUGCACAAGCUCAUGGUUAAAGUCCUCUCCGUCAUUGAGGACUACAAGAAGAAAGUCAACGCCCUCAACGAGCGCACGCACAGGCAGAGCUUGAGCCUCCACAAGGAGGUACCUCACGAAAUGAACAUAAGCAGCUACUUAUUUAACGUUUCCAGUUUGAGGGACUUUGGGGUUCAGCCGCUGCGGGCCCACUUGGGGUUGAUAGCAACUGACGAGAUGGUUAAGAAGAAGUGA